AUGUUAAAAGAUAUUAAAAAUAUCUCUUUCUUUCUUUUUCACUUUCUUAUUUCCCGCCUUUUCGUUUACGUUCUCUUCCUUCAAAUUCAACUUUCUAACUUGAUCCCGAUUUGUUUCUUGAUUAAUUUUCCGUUUCGUUUUUCUUUUAUCUAUCUAUCUAUCUAUCUAUCUAUCUAUCUAUCUAUCUAUCUAUUACUUUCUUUUUCAAUCUGUUUUUUCAUUCCCGUCUGUCAAUGUAUCUAUCUAUCAAUCUAUCAGUUUCUUACUUUCUCAAUUUUUUUCUUCCUAUCUCAGACUAUUCAUAUCUAUCUAUCUAUCUAUCUAUCUAUCUAUCUAUCUAUCUAUCUAUCUAUCUAUUUCAGCCUAUUCGUAUCUAUCUAUCUAUCUAUCUAUCUAUCUAUCUAUCUAUCUAUCUAUCUAUCUAUCUAUCUCAGCCUAUUUGUAUCUAUCUAUCUAUCUCAGACUAUUUGUAUCUAUCUAUCUCAGCCUAUUCGUAUCUAUCUAUCUAUCUAUCUAUCUAUCUAUCUAUCUAUCUAUCUAUCUAUCUCAGACUAUUCGUAUCUAUCUAUCUCAGCCUAUUCGUAUCUAUCUAUCUAUCUAUCUAUCUCAGACUAUUCGUAUCUAUCUAUCUAUCUAUCUAUCUCAGACUAUUCGCAUCUAUCUAUCUAUCUAUCUAUCUAUCUAUCUAUCUAUCUCAGACUAUUCGCAUCUAUCUAUCUCAGCCUAUUCGCAUCUAUCUAUCUAUCUAUCUAUCUAUCUCAGCCUAUUCGCAUCUAUCUAUCUAUCUAUCUAUCUAUCUAUCUCAGACUAUUCGCAUCUAUCUAUCUCAGCCUAUUCGCAUCUAUCUAUCUAUCUAUCUAUCUAUCUCCAUCUAUCUCAGCCUAUUCGCAUCUAUCUAUCUAUCCUAUCUAUCUAUCUAUCUCAGACUAUUCAUAUCUAUCUAUCUAUCUAUCUCCAUCUAUCUAUCUCAGACUAUUCGCAUCUAUCUAUCUAUCCAUCUAUCUAUCUAUCUAUCUAUCUAUCUCAGACUAUUCGCAUCUAUCUAUCUCAGCCUAUUCGCAUCUAUCUAUCUAUCUAUCUAUCUCAGCCUAUUCGCAUCUAUCUAUCUAUCUAUCUAUCUAUCUAUCUAUCUCAGACUAUUCGCAUCUAUCUAUCUCAGCCUAUUCGCAUCUAUCUAUCUAUCUAUCUCAGCCUAUUCGCAUCUAUCUAUCUAUCUAUCUAUCUAUCUGUCUAUCUAUCUAUCUAUCUAUCUAUCUCAGCCUAUUCGCAUCUAUCUAUCUAUCUAUCUCAGCCUAUUCGCAUCUAUCUAUCUAUCUAUCUAUCUAUCUAUCUAUCUAUCUAUCUCAGCCUAUUCGCAUCUAUCUAUCUAUCUAUCUAUCUAUCUAUCUAUCUAUCUAUCUAUCUAUCUAUCUGAGCCUGUUCAUUAUCUAUCUAUCUAUCUAUCUAUCUAUCUCAGCCUAUUCGCAUCUAUCUAUCUAUCUAUCUAUCUAUCUAUCUAUCUAUCUAUCUAUCUAUCUCAGCCUAUUCGCAUCUAUCUAUCUAUCUAUCUAUCUAUCUAUCUAUCUAUCUAUCUAUCUAUCUGAGCCUGUUCAUUAUCUAUCUAUCUAUCUAUCUAUCUAUCUAUCUAUCUCAGCCUAUUCGCAUCUAUCUAUCUAUCUAUCUAUCUAUCUCAGCCUAUUCGCAUCUAUCUAUCUAUCUAUCUAUCUAUCUAUCUAUCUAUCUAUCUAUCUAUCUCAGCCUAUUCGUAUCUAUCUAUCUAUUCUCUGGGCAUAUCUGUCUCAUUUCCUUUCAUCUCUUUGUCUACCGAUAGACAAACAUCUUAACGCACUAUUCUCUUAUUCCAAAAGCCGUUUACAGUUAUCGAUCCCCUCCCAAUAUGUCAAGAUUCACAGCUUUAAGCAUCGCUCAAUAAAUUAUCUAUCCAGUCCGAUUGACCCCCUACCUUUUGCCCAUCGAAAUUGUCACCUUCAGAAAACUUCUUUUCUUCGACACACUUGCCCACUAAUGUCAAUUGUUGUCCUAACACGGUGUUUACUCAGCCAAUCUCCGAAAACCCUGGUGGUAAUCUCGAUCCCUCUUCACUCAUCAACAGCAGGUGCUAUGAGGCGCCUCAUAGGUGCUAUCAGGAGCCUCAUAGGUGCUAUGAGGCGCUUCGUAGGUGCUAUCGGGAGCCUCAUGGGUGAUAUCAGGCGCCUCAUAGGUGUUAUCAGGAGCCUCGUUUGUGCUAUCAGGUGCCUCGUAGGUUCUAUCAGGCGCUUCAUAUAUGCUAUCAGUCGCCUCACUGGUGCUAUCAGGCGCCUCGUAGGUGCUAUCAGGCGCCUCGUAGGUGCUAUCAGGCGCCUCGUAUGUGCUAUCAGGAACCUCACAGGUGCUACCAUGCGCCUCAUAGGUGCUAUCAGGCGCCUCGUAGGUUCUAUCAGGCGCUUCAUAGGUGCUAUUAGGCGCCUCGUAGAUGCUAUCAGGCGACUCGUAGGUGCUAUCAGGCGUGUUGCUUCUUUAUUUUCCGCAUUUCUUCUUUCCGUUUUUCUUCUGAUUAUUUUUGAUUCUUCUUCACUUUCAUUCUUUUACAUUCUUUCCUUUUUAUUCUUGCUUUUCAAUAUAUCCUCUUCUCUUCGUCAUAUUCUCUCACUUUCUUUCAUAAUACCUCUCUCUUUCUUCUCCUUUCUUUCCCCCAUCCUCUUUCCCUCCACUCUCUUCCCACUCUCUCUUUUCACACUCUCUUUCUCAUUCCCUCUUUCCCCUGUUUUCCCUCACUUUUUCCCUUGUCUUUCUCUCUCUUUCUCCCUCUUUCUUUCCCCACUCUCUAAUCAUUCUCUCUUUCCCCCACUCUCUUCCCCUCUCUUUCUUUUCUUUGUCUUCUCCCUCUCUCUUUCCCCACUCUCUUUCGCACUCCCUCUUUCCCCCACUCUCUUCCCCUCUCUUUCUUUUCUUUGUCUUCUCCCUCUCUCUUUCCAUACUCUCUUCCCACUCUCUCUUUUUCCACUCUUUUUCGCACUCCAUCUUUCCCCCACUUUUUUCCACUUCCUUUUUUUCCCUUGUCUUUUCCCCACUCUCUUCCACCUCUCUUUCCCCACUCUCGUUCACUCUCCCUUUCUCCCUCACACUUUCACCCUCUCUUUACCACUUUCUCUUCCCCCUUACAUUUUCCUCCUCUCCAUUUUAUUUGGGAGUCCCAAGGCAGCGUUAUUUUUUCAUCUCUGUCGAAACCCAAACAUACAUCACCGACAAAACAAUCAGUCGUAG
Messenger RNA from Acanthosepion pharaonis, 3243 nucleotides. The record is from the annotation of a GenBank genome assembly. NCBI's taxonomy places the organism in Eukaryota, Metazoa, Mollusca, Cephalopoda, Sepiida, Sepiidae.